AUGGAGGCCAGAUAUCUGGAGGCUGACUGUUUGGAGCAAAUUGGCUAUGCCAAAGAGAGUGGUAUCCGUCAAAACUUCAUACUCACAGGCUCCCAAGAGCUUCGCCACGGCAAGAAGGUGUACCUAGAGUCAGAUUUGGACGAAUCGUUUUUGUUGGAAAUGCCACUUGGGAUAAUGUUGCAGAGCUUAGAGAUCAAAAUCGACCCCACCAUGGCCGAACAGUCCGAUGGCUUGUCGCUGAAUUUGGAGGUGAAGGAUACCAACGAGAAGUUCAACAUUAUCAUAUCACACGCUGUUCUAAUCUCCCCCCCAGUCGAUGUAUUACCCACCACUGCCCGUGCUACCAUUAUCGUUGAUAGCAAAAAGGCGAUGAUAAAUGUACUAUCCACUGGUGACACUUCAGGUGUGGCUAUCACAGGCGACAAGGCUGCCUUUGCCGAGCUGAUGGGCUGUGUCUCCACUAUGUCAGAUGGAACCUGGAACAUCAUUGAACCACGUGAACACUAUGUCCCAAAGCCCCAGGCUACGUAUCCCCAAUCACAAACUUUGGCAUCUACAGCAGAACCAGUCUCUUGCCCUACUAGUGAAGAUCUCUCUACAGGUGCUUGGGUGGGUAUUUGCUUUGCUUGUGCCCUGAUUGGUGCCUCUUUGGGAGCUAUGACGAUGAAAUGCUUGUCAAAAAACUCAAAGUUUAGCUCAGAAUCGACAACUAAACUUGACGACAUCAGUCAGGUAGAUGUGCAUACAUACUCACAGAGUCAUAGUGCGCAUGACAAGCAUCCUAAUCAGCGGGAAAUAGGCACUACUAUGCGGUACCACUUUCCAGCUAUAUGCUGGGUACUCCUGGUGCAACUCCUGUCACGGCGAGUCUUGGCUCAGAAUGCGUUGCACAUCAAUAAACAAUCCGAUCAAGUUCGUUUGAAAGAGGCUACUCAAGAUGACGAUGUAGCUGCAGACACAAACAAUGCUUGCAAUUCUGCGGUGGGUGUGCGCAAGGUGGCGGUUAUAGGAGCGGGUAUGGGAGGCUCUGCUGCCUCGUACUUUCUGAAGCGCUUACCUGCAACACAAGAAGCAACGCAAUCAUGUACUAGGUCUUCACCGCAGCUAGUGCACACCACUGUAUUCGAAGCCACAGACACUAUCGGCGGACGUGCGGCGAUCAAGGACUUCAAUGGCUAUCACGUGGAAAUAGGCGGGUCUGUGUUUCAUCAGAGUAACAGAUUCAUGAUGGCGUGGUGUGAUGAGUUUGGCUUAGAGAGGCAGAAAGGCUUCUCCAGUGAUGAUGGCUCUGACAGUACCGUGGGUGUCUGGGAUGGCGAUACAGUGGAAGGUCGUUACUAUGGCACGUGUACUCUGGAGAUACGGAUUGAGUCCUUUGCGGAUGCAAAAUUUAGCGGAAGCUACGGGUGA
Molecule: messenger RNA, 1410 nt
Organism: Sphaeroforma arctica JP610
Lineage: Eukaryota; Ichthyosporea; Ichthyophonida
Exons: 5
Coding region: 1-1410 (469 amino acids)
Biological process (GO): prenylated protein catabolic process
Molecular function (GO): prenylcysteine oxidase activity
Source: RefSeq, a predicted model, not a curated record